CCGAACCUUUUUGUCCCUCUCUCCUUCCCAGGAACAUCCUCUCUUCCCUCCCCCUUCUUUAAACUCGCGACCUGUCCGAGUCUCUCGACAGACAAACAAUACGGAUCGACUCUUCGGUCUCUUUUUAGAAACGCUUAUUUAAUUCCAUUAUCGCAAAAUACACAACCACUUGAUAGCUUCACCGCUGCCGUUCAAGAUGGCCAGAGGAAAUCAGAGCGGGCUCUUCAUGGGCCUGUCUGCCCUCUUCUACCUCGUCCUCCUCUUCACCCCCCUCGCCUUCCUCCAGACCGCCAGCGCAUCUUCGGAACAGGAGCCAUUGGCAGCAGAGAGCUAUGGCACAGUUAUCGGUAUUGAUUUGGGAACCACUUACUCUUGUGUCGGUGUGAUGCAGAAUGGCAAGGUCGAGAUUCUCGUCAACGACCAAGGUCACAGAAUUACCCCAUCUUACGUCGCGUUCACGGAGGAGGAGCGCCUGGUCGGAGACGCAGCAAAGAACCAAGCCGCUGCGAACCCAAAGAACACUAUCUACGAUGUCAAGCGUAUGAUCGGUCGCAAGUUCUCUGACAAGGACGUCCAGGCCGACAUGAAGCACUUCCCAUUCGACGUUGUCCAGAAGGAUGGCAAGCCAAACGUCCGCGUUGAGGUUAACGGCAGCCCCAAGACUUUCACCCCAGAGGAGAUCUCUGGCAUGAUCCUCGGAAAGAUGAAGGAUGUCGCUGAGUCUUACCUGGGUAAGAAGGUCACCCACGCCGUCGUCACCGUCCCAGCCUACUUCAACGACAACCAGAGACAGGCCACCAAGGACGCCGGCAUCAUUGCCGGACUUAACGUUCUCCGCAUUGUCAACGAGCCAACCGCCGCCGCCCUCGCCUACGGUCUUGAUAAGACCGACGGUGAGCGCCAGAUCAUCGUCUACGAUCUUGGUGGAGGAACCUUCGAUGUGUCUCUCCUGUCAAUUGACCGUGGCGCUUUCGAGGUUCUUUCUACCGCUGGUGACACCCACUUGGGUGGUGAGGAUUUCGACCAGAGAGUCAUCAACUUCUUCGCCAAGCAGUACAACAAGAAGAACGGCGUUGACAUCACCAAGGACCUCAAGACCAUGGGUAAGCUGAAGCGCGAGGCUGAGAAGGCCAAGCGUACUCUCUCUUCCCAGAUGUCCACCCGCAUCGAGAUUGAGGCUUUCCACAACGGCAACGACUUCUCCGAGACCCUUACCCGCGCCAAGUUCGAGGAGCUCAACAUGGAUCUCUUCAAGAAGACCCUCAAGCCGGUCGAGCAGGUUCUCAGGGACGCCAAGGUCAAGAAGGAGGAGGUCGACGACAUUGUCCUCGUCGGUGGCUCUACCCGUAUUCCAAAGGUCCAGGCCCUCAUCGAGGAGUACUUCUCCGGAAAGAAGGCCAGCAAGGGUAUCAACCCUGAUGAGGCUGUCGCUUUCGGAGCUGCCGUCCAGGGUGGCGUUUUGUCUGGUGAGGAGGGUACUGAGGAGAUCGUUCUUAUGGACGUCAACCCAUUGACCCUUGGUAUUGAGACCACUGGUGGUGUCAUGACCAAGCUCAUCCCAAGAAACACUGUCAUCCCAACCCGCAAGUCCCAGAUCUUCUCUACCGCCGCCGACAACCAGCCAGUUGUCCUCAUUCAGGUCUUCGAGGGAGAGCGCACUAUGACCAAAGAUAACAACCAGCUUGGCAAGUUCGAGCUUACUGGCAUCCCACCGGCACCCCGUGGUGUUCCCCAAAUCGAGGUCUCUUUCGAGCUUGAUGCCAACGGAAUCCUUAAGGUUACCGCUGGUGACAAGGGCACCGGAAAGUCCGAGUCCAUCACCAUCACCAACGACAAGGGGCGUCUUACCCAGGAGGAGAUUGACCGUAUGGUUCAGGAGGCUGAGCAGUAUGCCGAUGAGGACAAGGCUACCAAGGAGCGCAUCGAGGCCCGUAACGGUCUUGAGAACUACGCUUUCAGCCUGAAGAACCAGGUCAACGAUGAGGAGGGUCUUGGAGGCAAGAUUGAUGACAAUGACAAGGAGACUAUCCUUGAGGCCGUUAAGGAGACCACCGACUGGCUCGAGGAGAACGCCGGUACCGCCAACUCUGAGGACUUCGAGGAGCAGAAGGAGAAGCUCUCGAACGUCGCAUACCCCAUUACCAGCAAGCUAUACAGUGGCAGCGGUGCCGAGGGAGAGGAUGACUCCGGACACGAUGAGCUAUAGAGUGUAUCAUAUCCAUUUGGGCGAAAAAUAAAAAUCGAGAAAGUUGCGCUUCACGCUGCAAUUUCAAUCAUGCAGAAGAGGAGGUUUCGUCGUCUUUUUUUGUUGUGGUUUUGGGAGUGUAAUAUCUAGACUUAUAGCAUGCAGGCAAGAGAAUGAAGCAUAAAUACACUUAACUUUAUCCUGGU
Molecule: messenger RNA, 2391 nt
Organism: Pseudogymnoascus destructans
Lineage: Eukaryota; Fungi; Ascomycota; Leotiomycetes; Thelebolales; Thelebolaceae
Gene: KAR2
Product: ATPase with role in protein import into the ER
Exons: 5
Coding region: 197-2206 (669 amino acids)
Biological process (GO): cellular response to unfolded protein; endoplasmic reticulum unfolded protein response; protein refolding
Cellular component (GO): nucleus; endoplasmic reticulum chaperone complex; cytoplasm
Molecular function (GO): heat shock protein binding; ATP binding; misfolded protein binding
Source: RefSeq, a predicted model, not a curated record